AUGGCGAGAGGCGGCGGCUGGCGGGGAAGUGUGAGGGUCGGGGAUCGUCCGAGCCCGACGGCGUCGUUUUGGACUUCAUGUUCAACGUCGUCAGGUCGGGAUUUGCUGGGCUCGAUGGAUCGGAAGUGCCCUGCAUGUGCAUAUGAACUAUAUCAAGUAAAGAGAGGAGUUGGGUCGCUGAGAGCCAUCAGAAUCGCUGAUCUCCGAUUCGCCUUCGUUACCCGCCAUACAAACCUCCAAUCGCGACUCUUACCCGGUCACGACCUUCUCAGCCGCCGCCGUCAAAAGGGUGGUGGGGGUGGGUGGUCUACGAAUUGA
This is a messenger RNA of Striga asiatica, 318 nucleotides long. NCBI's taxonomy places the organism in Eukaryota, Viridiplantae, Streptophyta, Magnoliopsida, Lamiales, Orobanchaceae. The record is from the annotation of a GenBank genome assembly.